GAAGCAGCAGCAGCAGCAGCGGUAGCAGACGGCGGUGGAACGGAGAGGCAAACAUGUUUAAAAACAGCACCUGACUGGGACUUAACCGAUUUUAUUAUGAACUUUAACCGCUUGGCUGUUUUAGUCGGAGCUUUUGUGUGUCUCAGCGAUGGCGUGCACGUCACAGUGCGGGAGAAGCAGCGGUACGCGAUGCUCUUCCAGUCGGUGGUGCUCCCAUGUCAGUACCAGACAGCAUCCACGCAGGCUCCAGUGGUGCAGUGGUGGUACAAGUCCUAUUGCCGCGACCGCACCCGGGAAUCCUUCAGCCUCCCAGAGUCUCUGGGCAUGAAGGCUUCUGAGCUUGGACCGACGUCCCACCUGGAGUGCUCCGACACCAGCCGCACUGUGAGGGUUGUGGCCUCUGCACAAGGCGCCUCCAUGACACUGGCUGAACACUACAAAGGGAGGGACAUCGCCAUCGUAAACAAAGCGGACCUGAGGAUCGGGGAGCUGCAGUGGGGCGACAGUGGAGUGUAUUUCUGUAAGGUCGUGAUCGCUGACGACCUGGAGGGAAAGAAUGAGGAUCAACUGGAGCUGCUGGUGCUAGGCAGGACAGGUCCCAAAGACGAUAUCUUACCUGAGUUUGAUGUGGAGAUCAUGCCAGAGUGGGCGUUUGUGGGCUCGGUGGCGCUGGGCAGCCUCUUGUUCCUGCUACUUCUGGGAGUCUGUUGGUGUCAGUGUUGUCCUCACUCCUGCUGCUGCUACGUCAGCUGCUGCUGCUGCCCAGAGACCUGCUGCUGCCCAAGACAACUGUAUGAGGCGGGGAAGAUGGCCAAGAGUGGGCAGCCCCCACAGAUCCCUGUGUACCCUUACUACAUUCCUGCAGUCCCAGCCGUGGUUCCCAAUGUUUCCUCUUCUCUUUUGGACCCCAAAAUCCCAUCUUUGCCCUCUGUGGAGAAUAAUCUAGCUGCUGUUCGCAAUGGGUAUCGACUGAAAUCCAGUCAAGACUCAAUGAAAGCUCGGUACUACAUUCAGAAGGCUCAGUUUCCGCCUGCCAAGAUGGCCGCUCUCCAACCCGGCAGUCUGUCAGAGCUCAGCUCUCUUCACGACGGAGGAAAUACAGAUUUCAGACACACCUAUCAGACGGUGCAGAUGAAGGCGCUGCCUCCGAUCUCCGACGUGGACGACCGGUCCAUGGUGAGAGCCGCGCCGCUGACUCAGAGUCGCAGGCUACGUCGGGACAGACGCAACCUCUCCGAUGACGAACUGGACAGAAGGUGGAAUCCUCAUUCUGAGCAUCUGCAAAGGAAGACGCUGAGCAGAAGGGGGCGCACUGGCUCCCUAGACGAGCUGGAGGAAUUUGCCAGAUCGUAUGACACCCACGGGCGUAGAGGGGCGGAGCCUGUGGAUCGGCUCUAUAGCCGAGAUUAUAGCCCGUCUCGGCGUCCAUACAGAGAGGAGGAGGACGACUGGGGACGGCGUAGCCCCUCUCCCCUCCCACAGAAGAGGAGGGACACCUGGGACAGCGACCGUCCCUCACGGCCGCCACUCAGCCGUGGUUAUGACGACGCCUACCUAAACAGCGUGCUGGAGAGUAAAGCGAGAGGAGCAGGAGGCGGAGGGAGGGGGGAAGAGGACAGUGACACCCCUUCCAAAGGAAGCUCCAGGGGGAAAGGUAGCGACAGCUACUACAGCCGCUCGCCUAGCAACCGCCCAGAAGAGGACGACCCCUUGCCUCCCUACUCUGAGCUGGAAGCAGAGCGGUACAGGAGGGCGGGUCCGAACACAGACCGGUACCGUACUGUUGAAUCCCCCAGAACCGAUCGAUAUCGAACCACUGACCCGUCCACGAGGCCUUUCUGUUACACCCGCCCCCCUCAGAAGGGGGCGUCCCAAACUCUCCAGGGGAGUCGGGAGGAGCGAGAUAAGAGCAGAAACUUGAGCACAGCAGUGAGUCGGGGCUCGCUGGUUGUGUGACACUGCACGAGCCUCCUCCCCUCGCUGCACCAGAACUCUCAAAGUCAGGAGGAUCCAGCUGUUGAGCCUUCAGCCUGUGUGACUGUGUCAGCCAACCGCGUGGUUUUACCUCAUCACUUUCCUAACCUGCAUGUGUGACAGACUUGUCAAGGCGUUGCAUUUUCACUGUCUUGUUGUGCUCUUACUUUGGUCUUAAGUUACACUGAAAACUUCGUAGUCUUAUGAUUUUAUACGUCAAGCCUCAGGUUCACUUGUGAGUGCCAACUUUUCAAUGUUGUUUUGUCAUUGUCAGUGGACUGAGUGGUUUUAUUUGCACUGCUGAAUUACUUUUUUAAUAAAGAAAUGAAAUAAGA
This is a messenger RNA of Synchiropus splendidus (mandarinfish), 2309 nucleotides long. It is a transcript of the gene ildr2b, whose product is annotated as immunoglobulin-like domain containing receptor 2. Gene Ontology annotation, biological process: pancreas development. Bases 97 to 1956 code for a protein of 619 amino acids. Lineage: Eukaryota; Metazoa; Chordata; Actinopteri; Syngnathiformes; Callionymidae. The record is from RefSeq and is a predicted model, not a curated record. The transcript is spliced from 10 exons. Gene Ontology annotation, cellular component: membrane.